GUUAGUGUACAUCUGCCAACCAUGUGCGAAGGAAACAGAAAAUGAAUCGAUGUGCGUGCCAGCUGCAGUGAUCGGAGAAGUAUCAUUGCGUUUGUCAAGAUUGUGACUUCGUGUGUUUGUGUAAACACACUUCAACAUCGCACCUCUACCGCAUGGAACAACACGAAAACAGCUUAUGCUCAUCUGAUAUUUGCAAAGACAUCCAUAUAUGCAAGACGUGGUGCUCGCAAUUAAUCGUUUUAACCUAAGUAUAACUCACAUGAGUGAACUCGAGGAAAGCCUUACUACGCUUGGGGAAUGGCGAGAUUCCUUGAAGCAAAUCUUGGGAGAUUUGGCCCUCCUAGAAAAGCAGCUGUGCCACAGUAGCCAAGCUGCCGAAGAAGAAAUCAAACAGCAAUUUGCGAACUUGGAACAGGAACUCGUGUCAGCACUUAAGCAGCGCUGCGCUACUUUAACAGCUGAGGUUGCGUCUUCACGGACGCGGUCUUUAGCACCACUGCAGCGGGCCAGGAAACAAGUAGAAAAGGAACUAUCUGCAGCGGACACUGUCUACGCUGAAGGGAGGCUUCUCUGUCAUCCAAGCAGGGAUCAAGAUGCACACUUCAGCGAGAAAGCUCAGCAAUUCUGCAGCAAAGUUUCCGAUUUUGAAAGGUUGCCUGAAGUCCCCAGUUCAUCUGAUGUGGGUACUAUAGUUGCCAGUUUUGAUGCAAGCUUGGUUGCAAGAAUUUCUACUGGCAUCCUGCAUUAUGGUUCUAUAUGCACCAUGUGUCCUGUGCUGGUGACCCAUUCUGAGCAGCUGCCUGGAGCGCUAAGGGUUCAUUGGAUUGAGCCUGAAGACGACGGAGUGCUAGACGAAAAAGAAUACUACUUGCAGCAUGCAUUAGGUAAUGUUUUUGAAGGAAAAGUGGAAGACUGGAAGUUUCAUGAUGCCUACCAUGGUCUGGAGACCAGUGCUGUAGUUCGUGCUCUCCCCUUGGGUCACGAACAGUCCUUUCGGGUGGCAAAACGCAGUGUGGGGGCCAAGACAUACAGCCCGUGGUCACCUAUAUUUGUCGCACUGACCACCAUACCUCAUUACAGGUGGGAUACACGGAACCAUUCUUAUCAACUAACAGAUGAAGGACGCAUCGCAACCCGAAUGAGUGCUGAUGCAUCCUCCCCUUUCCUCUUUUCCAGGGAGCUGCUCUUCAGGACAAAUCACAGUUUGGUGUUCAAGUUCUUGGAAACCCCAGAAAUAUGGGAUGACGACGAAGGUUUAGCUCUAGUGGUAGCUUGCAAGCUUGAUAAUUUCCUGCAGCCUGGAGCCAUCUUCGUCAACAUGGAAGGAGAGAUAUUUGUUGAUGGCCGACAAACCACAACACAGCUUCCGGCAUUGAGCAAAGGGUCAGAACUGUUGCUGGACCUGGAGUUGGUGUCAGAUGACAAGAUUCGUGUGACAGUGGCCAGCUAUGAAAAACAGGCAACAUACGACUUUGCAAUUCCGUACUCCAGAGGCCCUCAAUUGCCACUCAAGUUUGCAGCCUUCUUCAAGGGAAAGGGUUGGAAGAUAUUUGUUGAAUGAAUGGCAGGCGAUAAAAAGAAAGGCAUGAGCAGGGGUGAGGGGUAGUCAGGAAGUUUAUUCAAGGGAGGAAUACCCUCAUAACUUUCUGAAAGUGGUGAGCCAGAAAGCAGAGCCUUGCACCUUGCAGGAGGUCAACCAUAUCCAUUUCUUAUAGCAUUUGUGAUGGACCACAGUCACCCUUAGUACAGGAUGUCUACCAACCUGCAAAACCGAGAAUUAUCUGGGAAUUCUGAUGCGACUGGAAAAGUCACAGGGGAUUGUCAGGGAAUUUGUCAAAAUGCAGCUGAGAUCACAGGAAAAUCGCAGACAUGUGCUAUGACGAUGUGUAGCAAAUCGUGAGUGCCAAUCAGUGGUUGAGUGGCCAUGCCACGGCAACGUUGCUGCAAGUAGCAGUUAGCCAAUACAACAAGCUCAGAGGUAGGAAAAUAAGGCUCAACAAAUGACCUGUUUUAUGAGGGAUCGGUACCAAACAUAGCAGGAGGUACCUAGUUCAUUCUUGUUUUGGUCAGGGAAUUGGCUCGAAAUAGUCAGUGAAAACAUGGAAAAGUCGGGGAAUUUGAAGGUGGCCAUUUGGUAGACACCCUGUAGGCAGGCUGUGCUACUAUUCCACUUCCAUUUUUCUUCUUUUUUUCAUUACAAAGCUGGCGCUACUGCUAUUAUAAUGGUCACCCUCUUAGACUACAGAGGAUACAGCGUGUACUGCAUAUUCACUGUGGAAUGAAAGCAAAAAUGAGAAACAAGCUUGCUACCAUUUUAUAGUACAGAAUGUGGAAUACAUAUAUGGACCUUCUGGUGCACUGCACAACAACCUAGAUCUGGGUAUUAUUGCAAAUCUUCCUGUGUUUACUCACAUAAUUUGCACAUAUUUUUUUACCCAGAAACAUAGUUUAUGAGAGUUUUCUAGUUAUCUUAGGAAAAGAUUUGAACAGUCAAUUAGCUUAGCUUAGCUUAGCCCCAAAAUAUCUGUGCCCCACUUGUCUCUUAGAUCACGAUCCUUUCAUACAAGUUCAUCUUCUGUUCUCUUGAGUGCUUGAGAAAUUAUGGCUAUCUCAAAGCCUAUCACAAUAAUGCCAGAUAUCGUGCCUCAUGCCAGAAUCGACCACUUGCAAGUGCUCUAGUGACUUUGCUUCGACAGGUGCUCGAUUAUGAGUAAUGGCUGGUACGAAUGGGUCAAUUUUCUGGCCUUUGUACAAAUAGUGAUUCAUCUAUGUCAAUAAAUUCUCAAGAUCAAAUGA
Molecule: messenger RNA, 2796 nt
Organism: Ornithodoros turicata
Lineage: Eukaryota; Metazoa; Arthropoda; Arachnida; Ixodida; Argasidae
Product: cytokine receptor-like factor 3
Exons: 8
Coding region: 209-1561 (450 amino acids)
Molecular function (GO): protein binding
Source: RefSeq, a predicted model, not a curated record